Molecule: messenger RNA, 444 nt
Organism: Drosophila eugracilis
Lineage: Eukaryota; Metazoa; Arthropoda; Insecta; Diptera; Drosophilidae
Product: A-kinase anchor protein 14
Exons: 2
Coding region: 63-386 (107 amino acids)
Source: RefSeq, a predicted model, not a curated record
CUGACUACCACUCAAGUGAAAAUAUCUCAAAGAUCUUUAGAACUUAAAAUCAACAUACCAACAUGUUCCGCACUAUCGCUGUGAUCCUUGCCCUGGUUGCACUCGCCUUUGCUGCUCCUGGCUACAUUGAGCCCUCUUACGGAGUGGUUCCGGCUGCUCACGUGGUUCCUGCUGCUCAUGUUCUUCCCGUGGCUCAUGUGGUUCCCGUGGUGAAGCACGUCUCGGUGGUGAAGGAGGUUCCCGUGGUGAAGCACGUUCCGGUGGUGAAGCAGGUCCCAGUGGUGCAGCAUGUCCCUGUCGUCAAGCACGUCCCAGUGGUCCAGCAUGUCCCCGUGCUGAAGUCCUACGCCGUGCCAUCCUACGGACACCACACCUACCACGGUUAAGCUAGCUAAUCAGUACUGACUUCGACUCGACAUGAAUAAAUUAUUACCCAAACGAAAA